UUUAAAUUAUGACUUCAGUUUGGUGAUGUACAAAUUCUGUUUCUUCUUUGAGUGUGGCGAACGUGUUGAAUCUAAUAGCCAGGUGCAUCACACGUGUUGCUAUCUUCCAUCUCACGAAACUGCGAUUCAGCGUGUGUGCGGUUAGUGUAUUUGCACUUUACAAUAUUUGCAUUAUAUAAGUGUAUAGGUAAGACAGGUUGACGUUCUGCAGUAAGAGCUGUUCACUGACGAAGAUGAAGCUGUCGUUGAUGUUUGUGGUACUUCUCGGUAUUUGCUUCGUGUGCUCGGAAGCUUACAGAGGCUGGAGGAGGCGCCCGAGUUGGGGUCAUCACGGUAGACGCAAUAGACAGUGCCAGAAAAGAAUUCAGAGGUUGAAGGAGAAAUUGGAUUGUUUGAAAGCCCGGCUCAGUGACUGCCAAUCACGAACAACGAUUACUACAACUACAAAAACACCAACAACAACCACUACAACUACAACAGCAGCGACAAAUUGCCCGCUUAGUCGAGACAUUGAGUGCCUAUCAAUCGUCGAAUGUAAGGAGUAUGUUAUAAGCAGAGUUCUACUUACAUUCAGUUGUGAAUACGGAAAGAUUUGUUGUAAAAAACAUUAAAGCAACCAGUCUUCGUACAAAUAAAGAUAUCUGUGCAAUGA
Gigantopelta aegis is the source of this 652-nucleotide messenger RNA. RefSeq lists its product as uncharacterized. The coding region runs from base 234 to 611 and encodes 125 amino acids. The record is from RefSeq and is a predicted model, not a curated record. NCBI's taxonomy places the organism in Eukaryota, Metazoa, Mollusca, Gastropoda, Neomphalida, Peltospiridae. The transcript has 4 exons.